Molecule: messenger RNA, 11760 nt
Organism: Girardinichthys multiradiatus
Lineage: Eukaryota; Metazoa; Chordata; Actinopteri; Cyprinodontiformes; Goodeidae
Gene: kcna1b
Product: potassium voltage-gated channel, shaker-related subfamily, member 1b
Exons: 2
Coding region: 1285-2775 (496 amino acids)
Biological process (GO): protein homooligomerization; potassium ion transmembrane transport
Cellular component (GO): dendrite; membrane; paranode region of axon
Molecular function (GO): delayed rectifier potassium channel activity; protein binding
Source: RefSeq, a predicted model, not a curated record
UUUAUAUUUUGGUCAGCAGAUAUCUAUGAACAUGAACCACCAAGUAAAUGGAGUGUUGAUUUAUUUUUUUUAAUUGUCAUUGGGAAAAACAUUAAUAUUUUCCUGUAUUAUCUUAAUCUAUAAAUUACUAAAAAAGGCUAAUUGUUUAUACCUGGGCUGGGUCCCCAGCCUUACAGUAUCCUAACAACACCUCCGUUUGGGACCUGAUUUCAUGAUUUAAUUCUAAUAACACAGAACCAGGUUUGUCUUUUCUGCUUUCUUCAUGUUUUGUUUUUUCUUUUUAGAUCUGAUCAGAUUGUUGUUUCUGUGCAGACCUCCAGAGCUGGUUCUGACAGACUCAUGGGUCAGUACUGGAUCACAGUUGGCAGAUUUUCCAUGUCAGAUCUGGACUGUUUGACACCUGCAGGAGAAUCACGUUGUGCACAGAGCGCCCCUCGAUGUUUUCCUCACCGGGAAGUAUAUUCCCUCGGCUCCCAGCAGGAGAACCUGCCCCCGACAGGAGUCGUGCGGCUGGUUCUGCUGACAUGCAGCCGCUACUGUAGCUCUCUCUGUGCUGUACAGUGUGUCUGCAUUGCGUCGAAUCCUCCACCCCUCCUCUCCCUGUUUUCCCUCACUCCCUCCUUCCCUGCUUCACUCACUUCUUUCCUCUCCUCAUGAAAUCCUGCAAUAUGCUUCCAAAUUAACAGACACACAUAGGGUCCGCAGCAGGAUCCUCUGCCUUAUUUCCCCUCCUCUCCUUCAUCUGAUUUUUUUAAGCGCUUUUCUCUUGAUGCAGCAAAGUCCGGUCCUCCCGUCAGGAUGUGAGCUUCAUCCAGCUCAUUAUUGUUCCUUUCCCUCCUCCUCCUCCUUGUUUUCCACUAUGAUUUUAAGAAAUGGUCAGUCGGGAUUUUUGCUGCUGCGUUCAGAGCCGUCAGAAACCUCCUCCUCUUCCUCCUCCUCCCCCUGCAGGCUUCACCGACUGACGCUGAAAACCAACACCAAGAGGAUACGGAUGUUGACCAAGACAACAUAGUCUAUUAAUAUUUCAGAGACACUGUAAAGAGAUAUAUGCUGGACGGCUGGAGAGGACGAUCAGUUCCAUCUGCUCCUCUCCAACUCAGGUAUCAGACGAGAACCUGCUGAGGGAACGUUCAGUUCAGAGACGAUGGCGAUGAUGAGGAUGAUGAUGGUGAUAGGGAGGGAGGCUCUGCGCAUCUCCUGGCAUCUGUAGGGGCCUAUCCACUUCAACCUGCCCCCACCACCUACGCACCUCUUUCCCUUCCUGCCCUACACCCACCAGGAAGGAUGACUGUGGUGUCCACAGAAAACAUGGACGAUACCUCCACCUUGCCAGGUCACCCACAGGACCCCUACCCGCUUGACGACGACCACAAUGAUCAUGACUGCUGCGAGCGGGUGGUCAUCAACAUUUCUGGGCUGCGCUUUGAGACCCAGCUGAAGACCCUCGCCCAGUUCCCGGAUACGCUGCUCGGGAACCCCAAAAAGAGGAUGCGCUACUUUGACCCCUUAAGAAACGAGUAUUUCUUUGAUCGGAACCGUCCGAGCUUUGACGCCAUCCUGUAUUAUUACCAGUCUGGGGGGCGGCUGAGGAGGCCAGUCAAUGUCCCGCUGGACAUGUUCUCAGAGGAGAUAAAGUUUUACGAACUUGGUGCAGAGGCUAUGGAGAAAUUUAGGGAGGACGAGGGAUUUAUACGGGAAGAGGAGCGGCCUUUGCCAGAAAAGGAGUUCCAGCGGCAGAUUUGGCUCCUCUUUGAACAUCCAGAGAGCUCGGGACCGGCCCGGGGGAUUGCCAUUGUCUCAGUGAUGGUCAUUCUUAUUUCAAUAGUCAUAUUUUGUUUGGAGACUUUACCGGAGCUAAAGGAGGAUCCCAAUGACCGCAUUCACCAAGUGGGCAACACCACCAUGUAUUACAAGGCAAACAUCCUGACAGACCCUUUCUUUUUGGUAGAGACGCUCUGCAUCAUCUGGUUUUCCUUUGAACUGAUAGUCCGCUUCUUUGCUUGCCCUAGCAAAGCAGCAUUCUUUAAGAACAUGAUGAACACUAUUGAUAUUGUGGCUAUAUUCCCAUACUUCAUCACUCUUGGCACAGAGCUAGCUGACGACCAAGAAAACAGGGAGGGAAGGGGAGGAGGGGAACAAGCCACAUCUUUAGCCAUUCUCAGGGUCAUUCGUCUGGUGAGGGUAUUCCGGAUCUUUAAACUGUCCCGACACUCCAAAGGGCUCCAGAUUCUGGGCCAAACUCUCAAGGCAAGCAUGAGGGAGCUGGGACUGCUCAUUUUCUUCCUCUUCAUUGGUGUGAUUUUAUUUUCCAGCGCCGUUUACUUUGCUGAAGCUGAGGAAAAGGAGUCGUUCUUCACCAGCAUCCCGGAUGCUUUCUGGUGGGCUGUGGUGUCCAUGACAACCGUUGGCUAUGGGGAUAUGUACCCAGUGACCAUCGGAGGGAAAAUUGUUGGAUCGCUUUGCGCCAUCGCUGGUGUGUUGACCAUCGCACUGCCUGUACCAGUCAUAGUGUCCAAUUUCAACUACUUCUACCACCGGGAGACGGAAGGUGAGGAGCAAGCACAGCUGCUCAACAUCAGCAACCAAAACUUGGCAUCAGAAACCAACUCAAGCCGCCGCACUUCUUCUGUGGUCAGCAAGUCAGAAUACAUGGAGAUAGAUGAGGACUUGAACAACAGCAUUGAUAACUUUAGAGAAGCAAACCUUAGAACUGCCAACUGCACGACCCCUAGCCAGAACUGUGUGAACAGGGGGAAGCUGCUCACCGAUGUGUGAGGCAAUGCCAAACACACUGCUGUAAAUACUGUAGAAAUAUCUGGAUGCUUUAACUCUAUAGGCGCAUUUUGUUCGUUUUUUUAAAUAUUAUUCUUUUAAAGGCAUAAACACACUUUAAGACACCUAUAGUGAGGCAAUAUUGAGCAGAUCUUGGCAAAAAGUUAUGUUAAAUAUUUGUAUCCAUUCCAAAAAAAAUGUAUGGGUUACUGCCACUUUUACACAUCAGAUUCAAUCCUUUUUGGCCAGAUGUGGGACUCAGGUGUAAGACGCUGUGUCCUUCAUCCCGGACAAGUCCCAAAAGGUCUUAUUUGGCUCCUACAGGUUAAAAAACAACAGAAUUUUAUACUUUUAACAAAUGAAUUCUCAGAUUCAUUUUAAAAUUUCAAGGGGUUACUCCAUCAAUUUAACAUGUUUAAUCUGCUUGGCUCAAGGGCAAAGGGCUCAUUGUUAGGUAUACCAGACCCAAUUAAUUAUACUGCUUUAGAAUAUUAGGUAAAUAAUGUUCUCUUGUUACCCUUUAAACCGUGUGAUGUAAUUAAUUAAAUAAAAGGGGUUACACUGCUCAUUUUAGAUGUGAAGCUCAAUUACCUUGGUCCUGAGGCAUGUUUUAGGUCCAUUUUCCUUACCUUGUAAACGAGCCCCCAACAAUCUCAUGACCUGCCUCCUGCACUGCUGUUUUUAGACACGAGGCUCAAGCCUUUUUUUUGACUGAGGGAAUUUUACAGGUACUAUAAGUCUUACUGUGUAUUCUACACAAGCCCCUGAUGAAUUUUAAAACGCGACUUCUGAACUAUGAGAUGUUUUUUUUUUAGAAUAACAGAAGUUAUUCCACUAGUUAUAUACAUAUUGAAUCCAUUUAAGUGGCAGAGACAAGACUUUGCAUCCCGGAUAAGACCCCAAAUAACAACAUGAUCUCAAUACUUUGGAAAAUUAUCAAUUUCCUACCAUUUGAAAUCUGAUAUAUAUUUUAAAAUUAUGGGGGUGGCACUGCUGAUUUAGCACAUCAAACUUUAUUCCUUUUGGCCUUGUGACGUAUUAUGUCUGCUAGAGGUCCUACUUUUGUAUUCUGGACAAGCCCUCAAUCAUUUUACAACCAGGCUCUGCUGUAUUGUCAUGAAUUGACAGGUUAGUCCAAUAUUUUAACAACCACAAUCCAUUUGGUCCUGAGACCAACAUUAGGCGUUUCCUCAAUACUUUGGAAACUGUUUACUGAAUAUUCUUUUAUUUCAUCAGAUGUACUUGAUACAAUUAAGGAGGGGUUGUACUGCUAUGUCAAGCUUAAAUCCCUUUUGUCUGGAGGCAUGUUUCAAGUGCUGGAGGUCUUAUUUUUGUAUCACAGACAAGCAGCCAACAAUUUCACAACCCAGCUCCAAGAGUUUAUGACAUCUACUGAAUUUUCUAAAUGUAUUCCAUGCAUGGUCGGACUACACAUUUUACUUGGUCUGUCUGCUCCAGAGGUGAGCUUUAGGUGGUAGGGGUCAUGGUUUUAUAACCCAGACCCCAAAUAAUUAAGACUUGGCUACAACAGUCUGAAAAAUGAAUGUUACUUAUUAUGUAUUAAUUAAGUAUUAUGUAAUACUUAUUAUGUACUUAUGCUACAUUUGUCCUUUAAUAUGUCAAAUGUGUUUACAAUAUCAGUUUAUUACGGAAAAGACCCCCAAUAAUGUUAAAACCCAGUCUGAAGAGCUUAGAAGAUGUUUUACAGAAAUAUGAAGAUGAAUCUGAAAUUUAGAAAUGCAAAAAUAUAAAAAAGUAUGAACAAAAACUAAUAAACAUCCCAACACUUUCCAGGUAUUACUUAUAAUCCACACCCCGAGAGCCCAUCUACCAAUAAAAAGGCAUACUGCUCUCUGCCAUGGUUUAAAACACAUGUAUUCUUAUGGUAUAAUUGUUACAAAUAGGUGCAGGUUUUUAAAGACAGAGGAGCAUGAUCCAAUUGCUCUCUGGGAAAUGUAGUGUUCUUGCGACAUGCCAAUAAUAGUCUGUAUUGACCCGAAUUGUGCAAUACUAAAUUGAUGGAGUGCCUCUUUAAUUACAUGCAAGUCUCUGCUAUAAAUGGAGUAUAACUUUAAACCUAUUUACUGCAACGUUUCACUGCCAUCUUUUUUUACUGAUGUGUAUUAAUUUAUAAUAUUUUUAAUUCUCCAGCUCUUAACAGCUGAAUAACACAAAUCAAACAUUUGUGGAAAAAAGGCUGGUUUAUUUAGAUUAUUAAAGCACUUUAUAUUAACCUAAAAACACAUUAAAACAUUUAGGAGAGUCAUAUCAAAUAUUAAUAAAAAUAAGUGUUUUAAGUGAAUACAUAGAAUAAGAAAGAUGAACGUUGAGGACUAAACUGGAGGACAAAGAAUAAAACUGGUUGAUACAUUUUUGAUGAAAGAAACAGCAGCCUGGUUUGGUGCAACAGACUCAAUGCCGUGGAUGAAAGCCCAUCUAAGAUUCACAAGAACAACUUCCUCCUUGAACAACCGCACCAGGGAUGGAUUACAAUUACAGACGUGUGUGCUUUCUGCAGCACAUCCAGGAAAAUUGGAAAAACAUUACAUGGCGAAUUUUUCAGGCACUUUCUGAAAAGCAAACAGGAAGAUUGUGGAGCCUUUUGGAAGGAGGAUCUGCACCAAUGCUGCUGCAGGUCAGCUGAGGGUUCCCUGUUUAAUGCCAUGCAACGCUCCUUUAUAUAAACGCAUGUGGAGACUCUUCUCUUUUAUAUCAGCAUGCACACAACGUUACCUCAUUUUCUUUUUCUUUUUGUUGUUGUCUUCUUCAGCUUCCCUCAUCUUCUCCUGGAUUAUGUUUCGUUUUCACCAGAAGUGCUCUGGCCGUUUAUCGUCAAAGUUGUUUCAGAGCAUUUCCGUCUUGAAUGUUUAAGGAGAACAGCAACAUUUGUUUCUUCGGAGAUCACGGCAUGUCAAAAUACUUCAGCAUUACGGCCUAAACAGCUAUGAUAUAGCUACAUAUAUUCAAUGCAUGACGUCAGUAUUAAAUUGCUUGCAGUUUUCAAUGGAGCGCGGGAAAACGGAGGGGAGGUGACGAUGAUUCCCGUUAAGGUACUCCGUGGAAAAAUGCAUGACGGAGGAAAACUGUUAGAAGGGGCUAAUGUGCUCAAAACAAAAGAAAUCUUAAAAAUAUAAUUACUUUCAGAAGUUUUUUCCUCCUUUUUGUAUUUCCCUAAAGAUUGAUACUGAGUGCAUGGGAACGUUUAAUUUGAUUUGUGAGCCCAUUUUUCUGUUAGUUUGAAGAAGAAAAGGAGUAUGAUAACGAACAAAGCUCGAAGAGUAUAUAUCUAAAAAUUAGCUUUCAGUGCCUUGAAGCCUGUCUUAUUAUAGAAUUGACUAAAGUGCCUGCUGUUAUAAGAGCUUACGUUGUGCAGCUUAACCCGUCCUUAUAUAAAGAUGCCCUGAUCCCACAUAUCUGCCACUGAAGAGACAGUUUGCUCCAUAUGUUUGGGCCAAAAAAAAACAAAACCCUCAGCUAUCCUAGUCGAUGACACAAAGCUGCAGCACAUAAUCAGCAUUGCGAGCAAAACAAUAAUCAGCGUCUGUUUUGGUCAAAUCCAGCAGAAUCCCAUUGUUUGCAUACACUGUUUAAAAUCAAAACCUGUUUUAGAUCAGUGAGGAUUAUCAAAAUUUUUUCUAUUUGCUAAAUGCCAGAACAGCUUUAUUUAGAUUCAUUUUAUUACCUUCUCAAAAUUCAAAUGUUUACAUACACUAAGAUCAGUAUGCCUUUAAAAGCCCAGAUGACUUUGCAAGCUUUUAAUAGGUUAUGACAUCAGGAAGUGAAUUGUGGACCGUGGUUUAUCCUUGAGGCCAAUUUCCAGAUGUCGGAAGGUGCCACAUUCAUGUGUUUAAAGAAUUAAAUGCUAGUAUAAACACCAUGAGAAAGUCCAGCUGUCAUACUGUUCAGGAACGAGACAGGUUCUGUGUCCCAGUGAUGAGUGUCUUGGUGCCACAUAAGAGCUUCAACCCCACAACAAACGCGGAUGAUCUUGUGAAGAUCCUGGGUGACUCUGGUAACCCCUAACCUGGGCUGAAGGGCCACUUAGUGAGGAAGAAGCCAUUACUCCAGAACCACCAAAAUUCCAGAUCACAGCUUGCAAAUACACUCAGGAACCAACACCUUUGGUUUUAGAGAUAUUAUUGUCCAGUUUGGAGGAAAAAGAGGAAAGCCUGAGAUCACCAUCCCAACUCUAAAGUACGGUGGUGGCAGCAUCAUGUUGUGUGGAUGCUUUGGUGCGGGAGGGACAUCUAUUUGAAAACGGACGGCAUGAUGAGAGAAGAACAUUAUCUGGAAGCACUGAAGGAACAAUUCAAGACAUCAGCCAGGAAGUUGAGACUUGGACACACAUGGGUCCUCUAGGUGGACAUAUACCCAAAGCCUAAUGCCAGAUUAGUUACAAAGUGACCAAAAAUAGAAAAUUUGAGGGCAGAGCUGAAAAGGUGUGUGUGAGAGAGAAAGGCGGCCUAUAAGCCUGAUUCAGUUCCAACAGUUCUGUCCAGGGAGAAUUGGGCCAGAACUCCAACACAAUACCGUGAGAAGCUUAAUGGAGAAGCACAAAACAUUUGACCCAAGUCAUGCAGUUUAAAAGGCGAUUCUACCAAAUACUAAGUAGAUGUAAACUUCUGAAUUUAAAGAACAAAACUUAUCAUUCUUGCUUGUAGCAAAUAGAAAAACAGUGUAUGGAAGCAUCUGGGUUUAUGUGGAGGGUUAGUUCUGGGAAUCCAGGACACCAUGUAAAAGUUUAGACAUGAUCACUGUGAUAAGAGUCCAGAUUACUUAACACCAACAGGCAUCGCUUGAAUCCGCCAUUAUGUAACAAUGAAUUUAAUUAGCCAACUCAUUAACCGCCUGUUCCGACGCCUUCGUUUCACUGUUGAGCCUGAAUCAAAGUAACGCACAAAUUUCCCCCCUGGAUGGACUGCUGCAGACGAUUUAUCUGCUGAUUUAUUGGCUACUGAGGCAAGUGACCCAUUUUUAAAUAAAGCUGGAUAAUCAAAUCCGAUCGAGGAGAAAAUACCAGAAUUAUACUUCAAAACAAGCCGGCUAUCAAACUGAUAUGGUGUAAACUUUAAGCCACUUUUAAUCAAGAAUCUACUUAAUUAUUUUCAGUAUGAAUCUAAUGUGGUGAAGUUUAGUUAUUGCCAACAAAUUGAGUAAAAAAAAUAAUAAUAAUAAUAAAAACACGACCUAAUGAGAGCACAAACACCACCAGUUUUCAGCAGGACCAAAAAUAGAUUCUUUCCUGACUAAACCCAGAGAGAAAUCAAAGCGAGCCUGUUUUAUUUUGGUUAUCCGUUCCUCAUCAGGCCCCUUUGUUCCCUCACCCUGUCUUCAGUGAAGAGGUCUGAGCAGCGAGAGGAUCCUGCUUCAUGUGCCUUGGAGCUGUGGGACGUUUCAGUUCAGGGAGGGCUGAUGGAUCUGUAGAGGCACUCAAGUGUUUCCUCUGCAGAGCAGCAUUAGUCAUUCUGCCUGCCGGUAAAAUGGCGCUGCUGCUGCUGCUGUUUCAGGACGGGGGAGCAGAGCUAUGGGAGCGAUGGGUUUUUCUGCAGGGCAGAAACGACUGACUAAAACAACGGUUCCAACUGAGCCGACUUUAUGUUCUAAAGACUCGGUUCUGGAUAGUGUGCAUUAGUAUUCAGCCCCCUGGGUGAACACUUUGCAGAACCAAAUUUAACUGAACUUACACUGCAAGCCUGUUAGGGUUUGUCUCUAACAGCGUCAAACAUCAGUUUGAAUUUUUACACACACAUCUUGGCAAAAAAGAUUAGUGUUAAUGGAAUUAAGUCUGGACUUUGACUGGGCCUUUCUGAUAUAUAAAUUAUUUGAUAUUCUGCAGCCUCCAACAGGUUCUCUUCUGGUACCGUCCUGUAUUUAGCUCCAUAUUGCUGCUAAAGAAGGGCUUCCCUGCAGCAUGAUGCUGCCAUCACCAUGUUUCAUUCUGGGAGACUGUUUUUACAAUGAUGUGCAGUAUUGCGCUUUGCAUAUAGGCCAAGAAGUUUAAUUUCUGUCUCAUCUAGUCAGAUGAAUCUUCUUCCUAUGUAUCCUAUAUGGUUUCUGGCAAACUGCAAGACUUUGUCUUCUUGCCACCCUUCCAUAAACACCAGAUUUGUGAAGUGGAAGAUUAAUUCUUGUCCUGUUGACAUUGUUCCACCUGACCUGUGUACCUCUCCCGCUCCUCCAAAGUUACCAGGGGCCUCUUGGCUGCCUCUCUGAUUAAUGCUCUCCUUUUCUGCUGUUUCUUGGUCUUCAUGAUGCUGGUUGUUCAGUAAUGACCUCUUACAAACCUCUGAGGCCUUCACAGACCAGCACACAUGUGUACUCUAUUUACUAAUUAGGUAAUAUUUUAAUUGGCUGGACUGGAUUUUUUUGGGGUAUUAUAGUGAAAGGGGCUGAAUACAAAUUUGUGCCACAUUUCUUUAAGUUUUUUUUGCUAAACAUGUUGAAAACCAUCAUUUUUGUUCUACUAUUUAACUAUGUUUCUGGCCUCAGAGACAUCUGUACACCUCAGAUGUUUGCCACUUAAUGGAUGCAAUAGCUCCCAUUACUGCCCUCUGGUGGCUAUUCUAGACAUUCCAGCUCCUUGUAAAUCCUCAAGCAUCCUGAUCACUGGACUGCAUGGGAUCCAAAUUAGACUGAACCCUUUUCGUCAGGUCUAUAAUAACAGGGUCAUUUAGAAUAUCACCAAAAUGCACUUUAUCUCAGUAAUUCAAUAAAAAAAAAGAGAAACUCAAUUUGAUUAAUUUCAUACAGUGACAUGUUUCAGCAAUUAUUCCUGUUAUUUUUGAUUAUGGCUUGCAGAUCAUGAAAACCCAUAAAAUUUAGUCAUUCAUUAAAUUUUUAUAAUACAUAAAACCAUCAAAAAAGGAAUUUUAUUACAAAAGUGAAAUGUUCAGCCAUAAUGCACAAAGAUGGUGCUGACUGCUGACCCCACAGUUGUUCAGCCGAUAGUCAUGAACAGCCUCCACAAGGUGGGUCAGCCAUAAAAAACUCACUGCCAAACAACCUGGCUGUUUACAGAGUGCUGUAUAAAACCAUAUUAAUUGAAAGUUUAGUAGAAGGAAAAUAUGUGGCAGAAAAAAGUGCACAAGCUUAAGUCCAACCAAGGAUUUAGUGCAUAUGAGUGUGUCAUUUCUGUAUUAAAAUACUUUUUUCCCCCUAUGUUUCUGAUUUAAAAUUUGUUUAAAAUUAGUUUCAGUAGCCAUACAGCAUAAUCAGACAAAUAGGAAAUAUGUCACUCUUGUGUUGAAAGAAUCUAUAUACAGGUCUCACAUUUGAACUGAAUUACUGAAAUACAUUUGUUUUACAAAAUGUUCUGAUUUAUUGAGAUGCACCUGCAGAUCCCACAAAUUUCACACUGUACAUUAUCACCACUAGAUGGCAGGAUAACAAGCACUGUAAAAACCAACCUGGACAAGGGGAUCUCUCUCACCAAGCUUUGCUGCAGCUGUGUGUCACUGACGGGUUUCCUAACCGGCGCAUUAAAAUCCCUUUAAUUAGUCUGGAAAAACUACAUAAAAGCUACAAAGGUGCUACGUGUUAAACAUACGGAAAGAUUGAGAGAGAAAAAAGAAAACAUUUUACCUUUAAAUUUAAUCAUAUCAAUAUUAAGUUUAUUCUAGAUUAUUGAUUAAAAGCACCGUCAGGGAAGUCGAUGGUCUUUUAAUUGGUUUAGCUUCAUAUUCGGGGGGCCAAAGUUGGAGAGAUUUCUGUAGCUGAUGCAACUGAAGGGACCAAAUGAUGUUUUGUAGUUUGAGUUACAUAUCAUCAUUUUAACAUUUUUACUGUCUGAUCUACAGUAAACAGGAAAGAACUUCUCCACUUUUCAAUGAAAAAUCCAGUUUGUACCUCUCUAGUAAAUGCGAUUAAAUUAGAAGCUUCCUACUGCCAGAAUCCAACUGAUUUCCAGUUGAUUAAAUUUGUUUUCUAACAGAAACAUUAAGCAGCUGCGGACGUUUCCCAACCUGGUGAUUUCUAGAAUUUAUCGAUCAAGAUAAUUUGAUUUGUUGCUGCUUUGAGGCAUCAGAACAGCCUGAAAAGAGGUUUGGUCUCAGCAAUAAACUUAAUUCAGCUCCGAAGUGUGUCUCAUCCUCACAUUUGUCUUGCAAUGUUCAAUAAAUCAGUCAUUAAAUGCAGCUAAUCAGGAUUUGCUGCUACUUUACACUGCUUUCUGUCAUUAAUCUGCUGGAAACCUUUCAAGUAAAAAAAAAAAAAAACACGCAAAGUUCAAAGCAAAAGAAAUGAAUAUUAAGAACAUGCAACAUUCAGCAAAUUUCAGGUAAAAAAAAGCAGAAAUCAUUCAGAUAUUUUGUGUUUAAAUGUUUAGGCAGUUUAGGGGUUCAGUUUUUUCUGCAGCUUGAAGACUGAAUCCUUUCAAAAUGACACAUUUUUGUUAUUUCAGUUCAAAUCUUCAGUCAGAUGGAAAAAGUCCAAUGUUUUUUUCAAUUCUGUAAAAAUGUAUUUUAUUAUUUUAUGUCUAUUUAUUUUAAAUGUUUUAAACAUUUAUUUAUUUUAUUCUGUUUUUUUUUUUUUUUACAGCUUAACAAUGCUGAGCUGUUGAUGAAUAAGGUUUAUUUUCAGAUGAUGAUAGUGGGACAUUUGCAGAGUUUCUGACAGUAAAUAUCCCCAAAUGCAUGGAUGACUGCAGACUAAACUGUAUGAUUCCCAGUCUAAAGAGGGGAUUUACAACCAGAAUAACAACUGUCUCCAGCUGGUUCAAUUUUCUGUUUCCUGUCGGUGAGAAGCCAAAGUCUCAGAGAUGGACGCAUUGUAUUUGUUUCCUUUCUGCUGGUCUGUGGAGGUUUUCUCUGAACUUGUUGGUUGUUUUUGUUUGUUUUUACUGUUUCUCUCUGAUUGGCUGCUGCUUUCGUCUGCAGAGCUUUUCACUGGCCGCUGAGGCAGAGUCUGUAACCUAUGCAAGGUUAGUCAGCAGUUUCUGUCCAUUCUGAUCUCAUCAUAUAACAGCAUCUUCAAUAAACCCUGGAAAAUAAA